Molecule: messenger RNA, 3318 nt
Organism: Necator americanus (New World hookworm)
Lineage: Eukaryota; Metazoa; Nematoda; Chromadorea; Rhabditida; Ancylostomatidae
Exons: 30
Coding region: 1-3318 (1105 amino acids)
Biological process (GO): protein export from nucleus
Cellular component (GO): cytoplasm; nuclear pore
Molecular function (GO): nuclear export signal receptor activity
Source: RefSeq, a predicted model, not a curated record
AUGGAUAUUUGUGUUCUCGAGAAAGCGGCGGAAACCUUAUUGGGUCCUCCCAAUCUUGUAUCGCCGGAAAGUCGGCGAGAAGCAGAGCAGCUGUUUUAUAACAUCAAGCAGGAACUGACAGUUGAAUCUGCAAAACAAGUAAUAGUAAACACAAGAAAUCAGUGCGUUCUCUUCCAAAUUGCUCAAAUGACCGGUGAAAUUGUCCUCCGUGAUUGGGUGCUGCUUUCUAAGGAGCAGAUAGUACAUACAUACAAAAUGUUAUUAGAAUUUGUUGCUCAGAGAGAAGAUUUAUCCCAUUAUGCGCAAACAGAAUUUCUUCGUUCUGUUGCGAUGAUUUUGAAGCGGGGUAUUUUUGAUGGCAAAACAGGUGAUCAGGAGGAGGUUUUCGAACUAAUUCACAAUCUGUUGGUUAACCAGCAUCAGCGGCUACAAGCUAUCGGUGGAGAACUCAUUUCUGCUAUUACGCAACAAUUUUCUUCUUCGUGGAGGAACACCAAGUUCAGCAUUACGUGGGAUUUUCAUGUGAGAGCUAAGACGGAGUUUGAGGAUACGGGUCUUCGACGUCUUUUGGAAAUGUCAUUGAAAACUCUUCAUGCUCUUGCCUCACAAACUAAUAUACUACCUAAUGAAUUUGCUCGGAGAAUCUGUGACAAAUUUCUGGAGGUCGCCGAAACUACAUUGUCAUGGAAUUUCGCCUCAAAAAUCUUCCGCAGGGUUUUCUCUUUGUGCCAGACCACAAACUCUUUCCGUCCACCUGCUUCGUGGAAGGAUUUACUAGAAAAUGAUGAAUUUUUCACACUUUUCUUCCAGAUACAUGCAAAGAUACGCACUGAUGAGGCACUAUCUCUGAAGUCUCUUUCAUGCAUUGUGCAACUUGCUGGACUCUCUGGCGAGGUGAUGGCCUCAUCAGAGUUCACUGAGCACUAUGUGAAGCUUUAUAUUGGUUCCUUGAUGGAAUUAUUCGCUGAAGGUCCUCUUCCCCAUGAGGUCAAUCACUUCUGCACGAUUAUCAAUCGCUUGUUCCAAUAUCGUCCAAUUCAGACGAUAAUGAGAAUAGGACCUGAUCUUAGAAGAAGGUUUUUGUUAUAUAUGUCGCAGUAUAUCCAGCACCUCACCAAACAGGCCAUGCAUAAAGCAAUAGGCGAAGGAGAGCAUGAUGAUCAUCAUUCGUUGGCGUUACUAUAUGAUUCCUGGACUUUACUCCUGAGAGGAAGAUGGAGACUCGAGUUAUCACAAGAGGAAGAAACGCUUAUAGACACCGAACUAAUCAACGGACCAAAUCUUCAAAUAAUAAAAUGUUUCGUGGAAUGCGUCCAAGGACCGCCGCUCGGAUCCCGUCCAGCGUUAUUCACAGACGAUGAUGACGAGGAUGACGAUGACAGAGUGCUUUUCAACGACUUGCUCACUCCUCUUGGAACCAUGGCUUGUUACUGCGUACGAGAUUUUAUGGAUAUGAUGAUACACUUACUGCGUGAGCACAUUGCCGAAUUUGAAAGGAUGGCUUCUGGAUCUGCGGAUGUGGCUCGACUACCGCAAUGGCAAGAGGACAUGCACUGGUUGAUGUUGAUAAUUUCUAAUUCGGUAGUAUGUGAAGACAUUGACGGAACCUGUCGUACAGAAGGGGAUGUUUUCGAGAAUUCAGUUGCAUUAGUAGCUGAAAGAGGACAGGUGUUCAGCAUUGACGAAACGGAUGCGUUCCUUAGUCAGUGUAUCGAAAAUCCAUCGAUUGGAAGAGAGCAAGCGGAUGAACGCAUUGAUCCAUACUUGAGGCUCAUUGGUGAAGUUUUGUCGUGGUCGGCACUUGAACAUCAACUGGUCUCUGGAGCUAUUGCGAAGUUUGUCAGUCCAGAAUUAACACGGUCAUCUCUCCUGUGUCUUAAGAGGUUGCUAAGCGCAGCGAGUUGUCUUGUGGAAUAUGCGGAUGCGGACCCCCUUGCUCUUCCUGUUCUUCCGCAAACGGGCACAUUUGCACAAUUAAUUGUGAAGUUUGUUGUGCACAAAGUGUUUGUAAUUUUGAAGAAGUUCAGUGGAGAAGAAAGGUUAUGUUUGGAUGCAGUGAACUUACUAACCGGCAUGAUAGAAGCAUAUGCAACAUCACUGGCUUCCGCACCUGAGCUGUUUGAUCAUUUGGCAGAGUUGGACAUAGCUAGUCUGCCUAGUAGGACUCUACUUAUGAAAGCACUAGUUUUGAUUGGAGCUGCUACGAAUGACCAACAGUUGCAGGAGAAUAUGUCUGCCAGGAUCCUCGACCCAUUGGCACAACGAUUCGCUGCCACCUGCCAACAGCCACCCAGCUCAGAAGUGGACAGCCAACUUGUAGAUCUCAUUCAAUGCAUGGACGGGGUGGCUCGAGCUAGUCAACCACAUUCGGCAGCUAUACUCUUUAAAUUCCUGAAACCAGUGCUAGAGAGCUGCGUUCCUCUGAUGAAGUCUCGUUCGUAUUCGCAGCCGGUGGUGGCAGGAAUAUUGGUGUUGAUACAGAAUAUUACCACCAAAGUGUCGAUCUACGUGGAUGAUAAGGAAGAUUCAGCUACUCUUUAUCGAACAAUAGUGAUGAUUGUGGAUGUGUAUCGAUCAGAGCAAGCCUCUCGGUUCAUUGGGAUGACAGAGAAUGACGAGGACAAGGGAAACGACUUGGUGCUCUUCCUGGACAUCCUUUCCAACGUUCUCUCGAAGGACAUACUUGAAGGUGGUGAAGACAACAUUGCAACAGGGGCGCAGGUUGCACUUGCAUCUCUAGAGAUGCUUCUAAGCGUUAUGAAUGAAUCUGUGCUUAAACUGCCAGACCUCGCCAUGAAAUUCUUCAGACUCGUGCUUUAUCUUGUGGAGUUCUCCAGAGAAGCACUAUCUGUGAUGUCUGCAGAUUUACUGGUGGCUUUGUGCCAAUGUUUAAGGGAGGGAAUGACAUCACAAUAUGGCUCCGAAAUCGCAUGUACUUCCAUGGAAGCAUUAACAGAAGUUGUCAGCUAUUUCAUGGUCAUGAACCUUCAAGUGUCCCCGCUGCUAGCGCAGCAGUUUACUGACACAAUCCCUCUGGCUUUCGAGACUUGCUUGGAGAACAGUUGCGAGAAUACUAUUUUCAAUGAAGCCACCUCGUGUCUUUAUAGCCUGAUUUGCUUUGAUAAGGUAGCAUUCGAUCGCUUCGUAACAGAAAUGUUGUCAAGCAAAAGUAAUGAGGCGGCAUCAAAUAAGUUGAGAGAAGAAUUUGCAGCGUUGCUUCCAGAAGAUCCAAAGCCGGGAAGAAGAGAGAGGAUUGCUUUCCGCCAGAGAAUGGAGCGAUUUCUGAACGAGAUUCAAGGGCUGCUCUCCUAUGUGUAG